CCCCUGGCCAUGGCACCCUUCAAGGAUCAUCGCGAUCUCGGCUGUCCGGGGGGCGCACAGAACGAGGUCAUUGGAGGGCUCCCGUACUUUCUUAUCCUAGUCAUGCCGGGUACGUACCGGUACUGCACGCCGCCGGUCCCCCACCGCCACACGAGACACAGUGCAAGUCGUGGGUCCUACACCCGCCGCGGCAAGGCAGGCGCCAGUGGCAGCCGGGCAGGGCCUCCACUACCUCGCACUCCUCUCGCUGCCAUUUCGGACGGACAGCUGCUGCGGCGAGGGCAGGCACACCGUGCGGACUGGAUUGCUGGCACGCACUGA
This is a messenger RNA of Gaeumannomyces tritici R3-111a-1, 321 nucleotides long. RefSeq lists its product as hypothetical. The transcript has a single exon. Bases 10 to 321 code for a protein of 103 amino acids. NCBI's taxonomy places the organism in Eukaryota, Fungi, Ascomycota, Sordariomycetes, Magnaporthales, Magnaporthaceae. The record is from RefSeq and is a predicted model, not a curated record.